Molecule: messenger RNA, 2135 nt
Organism: Fonticula alba
Lineage: Eukaryota; Rotosphaerida; Fonticulaceae
Exons: 4
Coding region: 155-2002 (615 amino acids)
Source: RefSeq, a predicted model, not a curated record
CACUCUCUCUCUCCCCGGUUCCUUGCCUCUUUCACCUUCCCUCCUCCUCCUCUGUGCCUUUCUUUGUGAACCUCUCUCUCUCUCGCUGUGGAUCCCCCUCUCGCGCGCUGCUCCGUCUCUUGCAAGUCCACUCUUCCUGGGACGGCAUCACAGCAUGCGCUUCCUGUCGAUAUUGCUGCUCGGCCUGCUGCUGUCGCUGAGCGCCGAGGGCGGCCGAUCCGAGAGCCCACCUGUCCCGCCUGCUGCGUCCGGGCUCCCGACCUCCACAGGCCUCCAGGCCGACCUGUCUGAUGGUCCAGUGGAGCUGGCCUUCGGCAAGCUCAGCAUCAUUGGUGCCAUCCCCUUUCACAGCCACCUCAACCAGCUGCCCUUUUCUUUGGAUGACCCCGCCCCGGGGAUCUCCCUCUUCACCAGCCCCCAUGGGGGGCGGUACUUCUGUCGGUCCGCCGGGCCGAGCCCCGACCAGUUGGUGUCCACGCGGAUCUCCGGGAAAAUGGCCCAGGGACGGACGCCGGCCGUGCGCUUUCGUGACAUCCGCCGCGCCUUGGUGACGGACUGCCUGCAGCGCGCCCCGCCGGCCGGCGGCUGGUGGUACUUCUCGGUGUGCCUGCGCGGGCGCAUUACCCAAUACCAUGACACUCGAGUGCCGGUGGCGGCCGAUGGCACUCCCCUGCCCGGGGUCGGGACUCCAGGGGCCGACGUUUGGCAAGUGACGGGGCACAUUUUCCGGCGAGCGCUGGCCCGCGUGGCAUCACUCUUCGGGGCCGAUCCCUCGCUGGCCGACCCGGCGGCUCGGGCCCACCCGCCGGCGGGUCCCGCGGCUGGGACCGGACCCGGGGCGCCGGCCCAGUCCUCCCCCCCGCAGCCGGUUACCUAUACCAUCUCCCGCACGGACGAGUAUGUGCUCGGCUCCGCGCCGGAUCCCUUUCGCCAGGGCGAUGACUCGCACUUUGUCCCGGUCCGGUGGCCCUUCUCUCCGGAUGCGCAUCUGGCCAUCCGCUUCCGUCGGGGGCACUCUUGCGACUUGACCAAUGAGCCACGCGAGACCUACCUCCGAUUGGCUUGUCCCCAUGCAAUCCUCCAGACGGUGGCCGACCUGGAGGCCAGUGGUAUGACCUUUCAAAAUGCCCUGGCCCUGGCGGUGCAGACCUCGCCCGAUGGGCCGCGCCUGGUCAGUGUUCAUGAGCCCAUGGCUUGCCGGUAUGUGGCCACCAUCACCGCGCCCGGGCUCUGCCUGCUGGCCAAUGGGGCCCUCCCGCCCGGACCGGCCCCCUUCCGCACCCGGGCCAUCGACUGCACGGCCGUCGUCGAUUGGACAGAUCCCACGCCCAACAUCACCCCGGUGACCCGGGCCGAGGCCGCCCUCGGGGCCCAGCCCGCCGAGGACCCCGCCACCCAGGAGGACCCCUUGUAUCUGGCCCUGGCCCAGUCCUCCGGCUGGCAGCCCUUCACGCCCUUUUACGAUGAUGCGGCCUUCUUCCCGGAUCUGGCCUUCAAUAGCCCGGAUCUGCCGGAGGAACACCCGGCCCCGGGCGCCCCUCCGGCAAAUGCGGCCACCAAUGCGCCCGGCUGGGUCCCGCUCGAGAAUUUGGCCGCCGACUCGGCCGUCCCCCCGGCCGCCAUGGCCGAUGGCUCGCCCGCCAUGAUGGACCGUCUGUUGGAGGACUUUUCCAUGCUCGAGCGGACUUUCGAGAAGCUGGCCGCCGACAUGCGCCCGCCCGGCGACGAUGGCCAGGCUAGCAUGCCCAAUCCCCUGGGAGGGGCGGCCCUCGAUCGCCAUGCCAUCCGCACUCUGCUGGCUGAAGACCUCACCGACGAGGAGCUGGACGCCCUCCAGAAUAUCAUUGAUACCCUGUUUCCCGGGGAUCUGGGCGGGCAUCGUGACCGAGGAAUGCUGCCCUCGCCGCAAGCGCCCUCUCCCUCUCCGUCGGGUGCCGAAUCGGAGGACGCGCCAGAUGAGUCGCCCGAGUCGGCCCACCCCGCCUCGCGCCAGGAGCUUUGAGAUCCGGGCUCGGGAGAGGCCCUCCGGCAUGUGUCGCAAGAAUAGACGAGACGUCCCCGGGGGAGCAGGGCCAAGCAAAUGAACAUGCGCCCUCCUGUGUGUAUCUGCCCUCGGGCCACAUGCGACAUUGGCC